This is a messenger RNA of Metopolophium dirhodum (rose-grain aphid), 1176 nucleotides long. RefSeq lists its product as uncharacterized. Lineage: Eukaryota; Metazoa; Arthropoda; Insecta; Hemiptera; Aphididae. The transcript is spliced from 3 exons. The record is from RefSeq and is a predicted model, not a curated record. Gene Ontology annotation, biological process: neuropeptide signaling pathway. Gene Ontology annotation, molecular function: neuropeptide hormone activity. The coding region runs from base 104 to 1021 and encodes 305 amino acids.
UUAAUUCACCCACGACCAACUUGUAUAAAAGUCCGAGUCACAGUCUCUUUCGAUUUAUUCAUCCCGACACACUCGAAAUAACUGUACAGGCAUAGUAGACAAAAUGUGCACCGUGUGCUAUUUGUGGUUUAUUGCGUGUUCUCUGUUGAUGACAAAUGCAAGCAUUUUAAAUGACUUACAAGAAGCGCAAAAGUUCAUGGAGCAGCUGGACUACGAUUAUUCAGCGGUGGUGGCCGACGCCGCAGCAGCAGCGGCACAACAGAGGCCCGUCGCCGACUUGUUGUGGUACGACUACGGAGGUGGCAGCGGUGUUAGCGGGGGCGUCGGCGGCGGCUCAAGCGGCGCCGGCUAUUACGGCGGUGGAUCUCCGGUCACGGGUGUGCAGGCCACGGCCGCGCUGUUCGGGGCCGACAAACGGGGCGGAACGACCCAGUCGAGCAACGGCGGCAUAUGGUUUGGGCCGCGGUUGGGCCGCAGAAAACGCCGUGGCGGAUCGCCGUUUAGCGGUAACGUCGUGCAUCCCGUGGACGGAAACGCGAUCGCGCCGGCCGCUUCGUCGCUGCUGCAACAAAAUCCGUUGGCCUCGGGCUCGACGUCGGCGGCGGCAGAGCAGGCCGCUGUCUCGGAUCUGAUCAACAACGUGCCGUGGGUGCUCGUACCGAUCAUCGAUAAUUCCCUGUACACUCAGAUACAGAUGAAGCAGAACGCGAGGAACGGCAGAUCGUCGGAGGAGGACGAUGACGACGUGGCGUCGCGAUCGCGGCACUCGGCCAGAUCGCCGCCGUACUCUCCACCCUUCUCGCCGCGUCUGGGCCGGCAGGCGAUCAUGGCCCAGCCGCAAGUGCCCAGGCUAGGCCGCGAAACGUUGCUGUACCGGCGAGACGCCAGAAACGCGUUGUACCAGCAGUCGAACGCGACGCUGCUCAAACAACAGCGACAGCAGCAGCAGCAGCAGCAGCAACAACAACACCCACUGCAAGCUGCCGCAGAAUCGGCGGCGGCGCAACGUCAGGCCGUGUAGACGACUUCCGUGAGGUGCAUAACUCGUGCUUUGAACCGAAAGUUGGGACAAGAACGAAACUCACACAUUCAUUAUAUAUGUUAUAUUAUAUAUUAUGAUUUAGCGUAGUCCGUAUUUUUCGUAGUCUAAUAAAAACGAUAAUGAUAAUAUUAUUA